AUGGAGACGGCCUCCAUCCAUACCUAUGUAAGAAACAUGAUGGCGCUACCAUUCCUGCCAGCCGCCGACAUUGAGCCAGCUUUCCAGCUCCUUGCGCUAAGAGCUAACUCCGAACAGCUCUCCAGGUUCGAGCGCUACAUGGAGGAGCAGUGGAUUAACCACUCCAUCUUCGAUAUUGACUCCUUGUCAGUGUAUGGGGUGAGUGUCAGAACUAUCAAUGACACCAAAGGAUGGCACCAAUCUCUGAACAGAAAAGCAGGUUGCCAGGAACUGACUUUCUACCGCCUGGUUCCAGCACUAUGUGCAGAGGCUGAGAAUGUGCAGUACGAGUUGAGGUACCUCAGAGAGGGCCAAUCCACUAGGAGAGUGAGGCCAGUGAGCCUUAGGAUAGAGAAAAGUAUAAGAGACCUCUGGGCAAGGUAUGACAGCAAAGACAUCACAACUAGUGAACUUCUAAACAAAUGUGCAAAGGUGUACGGCCCACAGGUGGAGCCCACAGCAGAACGCACAGUACAUGAGACACUUGUCACCAGAUUGUAA
Molecule: messenger RNA, 540 nt
Organism: Dreissena polymorpha
Lineage: Eukaryota; Metazoa; Mollusca; Bivalvia; Myida; Dreissenidae
Exons: 1
Coding region: 1-540 (179 amino acids)
Source: RefSeq, a predicted model, not a curated record